UUUCAGCUUUUUCAGCUGACAAAGAUAUGCUCGUAUUUGCACUGCUUGUCUACGGCGUCUGCAUGACAGACUCGCAGUUCGCGAUGAUGCCGCCUGUUCCCGGCUUUCUUCCAUACGAACAGAUGAUGCAUGCUCCUUCCCAAAUGGGAGGUUUACCCGGAGGUGGAAUGCCUGGUAUGCCAUUCAUGGGAGGAAUGCCUGGUAUGCCAAUGGGUGGAAUGCCUGGUAUGCCAUUCAUGGGAGGAAUGCCACUAGGACCUCCUAUGGUUAUGCCGUAUAUGCCAUUCAAUGGACCACUAGCAAUGCCACCAGGAGGAAUGCCAAGAGUGCCAGCAGGAGCAACAACGAUAACUCCAACAGGAUUUUCAGGAAUGCCUGCGGGAACGCCACCACAAGGAAUGUCAUCUGGAGGGACGCCAGCAGGAUUAUCAGGAACGCCACAACAAGGAAUGCAGUCAGGGGGAAAGUUAGGAGUAACAAUAAGAACGCCGCCUGGAGGAAUGCCACCAAGAGAAAUGCCACGAGAGCCAAUAGGAAGAACACUGAGAAUGGCUUUAGCAGGAUUUUCAGGUAUGCCUGCAGGAAUGCAACCACAAGGAAUGUCAUCUGGAGGAAUGCCAGCAGGAAGGCCAUCUGGAAUAAUGUCACUAGGAGGAAUGUCAACAGGAAUGUCACCAAGAGUACCACAGAAUAGAAUGCCUAUAGGGAGUGGGCCUGGAGGAAUGCCUCCAGGUGUGCCAUCAGGAAUAUUAUCAGAUAGAAUGCCACGGGAAAGGUUGAAAACAGGAACACCACCAGGAAAUUUGCCAGCGAGAGGAUCACCUUGGAAAAAUGCUAUCAACAAUGACGCUAGGAGGGAAAUCAGGGAAAAUGGUGGAAUGCUUCUAAGCGAAAUGCCGCCAAAAAGAAUGCCAUUUGGAAAAAGGCCACCAGAGAUAAUGCCACCAAGGGGAAUGAAGAAGUGAAAAAAAUGAAAGAGCUGAAAAUACCCUUGAAAUCACUCCCUUAAAGUAAUCCAGAUUCUGUACUAACACGCAAAAAUGAAUGAAGGUAUAUAAAAGGUUUU
This is a messenger RNA of Cylicocyclus nassatus, 1066 nucleotides long. Lineage: Eukaryota; Metazoa; Nematoda; Chromadorea; Rhabditida; Strongylidae. The record is from the annotation of a GenBank genome assembly.